Molecule: messenger RNA, 2793 nt
Organism: Dromiciops gliroides (monito del monte)
Lineage: Eukaryota; Metazoa; Chordata; Mammalia; Microbiotheria; Microbiotheriidae
Gene: ETNK2
Product: ethanolamine kinase 2
Exons: 8
Coding region: 111-1526 (471 amino acids)
Biological process (GO): phosphatidylethanolamine biosynthetic process
Cellular component (GO): cytoplasm
Molecular function (GO): ethanolamine kinase activity
Source: RefSeq, a predicted model, not a curated record
CCCAGUGAGACCAUCCACCAUCACGGCAGCUUUCUUCAGGCAGCGGGGGCGGCCGCUUCCCCUACUUCCCUCCCCCUGGCCCCUGGCCCCUGGCCCCUGGGCCCCGGUCCAUGCCUCCGGCUCGUGAUGUCACAAUCCCACCCGGACCCAGUGUUUUAGUCCCAGCUCCCAGUUGUCCGGCAGGGAAAAAGGGGAUUGCUCAGGGGGAGCUCGCUCGUGAGUCAUGGACUUCUCCUGGCUCCUCCUCUACCACUCCCACUCCCUCGCUGGCCCCCCCCACAAGGGCUAGCGUUCGCUCCUCGGGCUCCGAGGGGGUGGGGCUGCUGGGAAUGGCUGUUCGCCCUUCUCCUCCUCUGCCCGGCUCCCUAUUUUACCUGAAGAGGCAAAGAUCUUGCCCACAGUGCACAUGGGGCAUGGAGGAGAAGACAGCGUCGCCGUCGGGGGCCAGCGGGGCCAGCCGGGAGCUGCCAGGCCCCCGGAGGAUAUCUGCGGUCCAGUAUUUCAAUACUGCAGUGGACCAAAAUCACAUCCUUCCCGGAGCCCUCCGGCUCAUCCAGGAGCUGCGCCCGCACUGGAAACCCGAGCAAGUUAAGACCAAGCGAUUCACCGAUGGGAUCACCAACAAGCUGGUGGCCUGCUUUGUGGAAGAUGACAUGAGGGACGCAGUGCUGGUCCGUGUCUAUGGGGAACGGACAGAGCUUCUGGUGGACCGGGAAAAUGAGGUCAGGAACUUCCAGCUCCUUCGGGCCCAUGGCUGUGCACCCAAACUCUAUUGUACCUUCCAAAAUGGCUUGUGCUAUGAGUUUCUCCCAGGCAUGGCUUUGGGGCCUGAGCAUAUCCUGGAACCCCGGCUUUUCAGGCUGAUUGCCCGGGAAAUGGCAAAGAUCCAUGCCAUCCAUGCCAACGGCUGUCUGCCCAAACCCGGCCUGUGGCCCAAAAUGUACAGCUAUUUCACUCUUGUCAAGAAUUCUUUCAACUCCAGCCUUUCCCAGAGCAUACCCAGUGUGGAAGUCCUCGAGCAGGAAAUGGCCUGGUUGAAGGAGCACCUCUCCCAGCUGGAUUCUCCCAUAGUCUUUUGCCAUAAUGACCUGCUUUGCAAGAACAUCAUCUAUAAUGAAAAGAAAGGUCAUGUAAGAUUCAUAGACUAUGAAUAUGCCGGCUACAACUACCAAGCCUUUGACAUUGGCAACCACUUCAAUGAGUUUGCAGGCGUGAAUGAGGUGGAUUAUAGCCUCUACCCUAGUCGGGAGACUCAACUGCGUUGGCUGAAUUACUACCUGCAAGCCCACAAGCAGCUCUGCAAGGAAGGCUGGGGCGCGACGGCUGUGACCCCCAGGGAGGUGGAGAAGCUCUAUGUACAAGUUAACAAGUUUGCUCUGGCCUCUCACUUCUUCUGGGCAUUCUGGGCUCUCAUCCAGAACCAGUUCUCCAGCAUCGACUUUGACUUCCUCAGAUACGCGGUGAUCAGAUUUAACCAAUACUUCAAGGUGAAGCCUCAGGUGUCAGCCUUGGAGAUGCCAAAGUGACCGGCCACCUGCCCUGUCCACCCAGCCAGACCUGCUCUCCUCAGGGCCCCUGCCUGGCUCUGGGGCCCACGCCUAAAGGACCAGGGCAAGAGAGGGAUGCAGGUGGGGUCUCUCUGGUGGGGCAGUGGAGAAGCCCAUGCCCUGUGCCACCGGCCCCAAAUUAAAGCCGCUGUAGACCUCGCUCCCCCCUGUCUGGCUUCAGCCUCUUGGGCUGAUGGGACCAGCUCAGGGUACCCUUCCCCUUCACCCUCCCUUGCCCAAACUUUGGUGGGGGGGAGUGCCUGUAGAGUACCAGGGAUGACCAACCUUCUAGGACAGGGACCAAGACAACCAAUGGGAACCAGUGGGAACUCCAGGAAUCCUCCCAACAUUACCCUACCCUCAUCCCUCUCUGCCAUCAGGGGUGCCUUAUUUAUGUAUUGGACCCUGCUCAACUUGGGCAGAGUGUAGAAAGGGCAUCUUUCUACCUCCAAUGCCCAUAAAUUCUCUAACCCCUCCCACUCCCCUACUUUUUCCCUUCCCCUCAACUAGCCACACCUCAACACCAUAUGUAUGGGUGUACAUAUCUUAGCUAAGGGGAUCCCAGGUCGGGAAUGCACCCCCCCUCCCAUCAGUAGCCUUAUAUUAUUACUUGGCACGGCUAUCAAUCACUCUUACUUUCUCCAGACCAGUUACUGGUUCUGAAUCUCACCCCACCCCCAACCCAAUUUCACUCUUCCCCACUCAAGUCCUGGGCCCUGGGCCCUCUUGGCCAGCUCCUGCUGCCUUGAGUGCUGGAUAUCUCACUCCCAAACUGUCAUCACACUUGGGAUUGCCUGGGGGAAUUAUGGGGUGCUGUUAGCCAAAGCCUAGGUCAGUGUGUCUCAUUGACCUUGACCCUCCCACCCACAGCCCCCCUCCCAAGAUGCCUACUUAACCUUGUAUUUCCCUUGCAUCCACUGGAACUGAAUUAGAGGACCCUCUCACCUUGAGAGUCAGUCCUGGGCAGCAGGGAGAGAGGGGAUGUAUCCCAAGAAGCAGAGGCCCCAGGAAAGCCAAGGAAUGGGUGGGCCCCCCUGGUUAGGACCUGGCCUGGCCUUAGGUAGGGGAUGUCCUGACCUCCUGAGUUCCUUUACCAACCACCAUUCCCCCUUAGCAACUAAAUCUCUCCCCAGCCUCCUUCCUGACCCCCGGGGGGGGGGGGGGUUCUCAGCUCUGGCACAUAAAACAAACUUUGAGGUUCAAACUAUUGUGGUUUUGUUUUCCAUUAAAAUGGCUGCUUCUGGUU